AUGUCCGAACAAAAAAUUCUGAGUCCAAAACUUUCCUCUGAUGCGGAGAAGAAACUUGAUCCAAUUGUAUCCUCCAUUUCGAGCAUCAGAGAGGUUGAAGGAAAUGUGGUAGGUUUUGAUUUAUUUGAGAAGGCCCAGGAGAUAGAGAAAGAAGAAAUCGAAAAUGAAUACAAGAAAAUAAGAGCAAAGAUAGAUAGAAGAAUUUUGCCUUUGCUCUGCGUUACGUACACACUACAAUUUUUAGACAAGCUUUCGUUAAAUUAUGCUUCCGCUUAUUCCUUGACAGAAGAUUUAGAUCUCGUUGGCCAAAGAUACUCAUGGGUUGCUGCUAUAUUCAAUUUUGGUUAUCUCUUUUGGGCGUUACCUUCAAAUUACAUUAUUCAAAAAGUUCCAGUUGCAAAAUAUACUGGCAUCAUGCUUGCUAUUUGGGCAGUGAUUUUGAUCGCGCAUGUUGGUUGUCGUAAUUAUGCUGGAAUGCUUGUUGUGAGAUUCAUUUUAGGUAUGUUUGAAGCAGGGAUAUCGCCUUCGUGUAUGAUGAUCUGUUCUAUGUUCUAUACCAGACAGGAGCAACCAUUUAGAAUGUGUACCUUUUUAUCUUGCAAUGGUAUUGCAACUAUGGUAGGAGCGUUGUUAGGUUAUGGAUUGGGGCAUGCCACUAGUGCGUCAAUUAAACCAUGGAAGCUAAUUUUCUUGGUUAUUGGUUUAUUGAACUUCGUAUGGUCGUUUGUAUUCUUCUUAAUUUGUCCCGACUCUCCUUCAACUGCCAAGUUCCUAGAUGAGAGAGAAAAAGCUAUUUUAGUCGAAAGAAUUUCGAAAAACAAUAUAGGAAUCAAAGAUAAAAAGUUCAAGAAAAGUCAUUUAGUCGAGGCAUCUUGUGAUAUUACUGUCUGGAUGAUAGCUCUCAUUGGGCUUUGCUGUGGAAUAAUAAACGGUGGUGUAUCAAACUUCUCCUCGUCGUUGAUAAAAGGUUACGGAUUUAGUGGUUUAACAGCAACAGCUUUACAGCUACCUACCGGUGCUAUUGAAUUUGUAGUUGUCUUUACCGCAGGUAUAAUUGCUAUUUCAGUCAAAAAUACUCGAUGCAUUAUAUUUGUUUUGCUCUGUGUUCCUGGUCUCGCAGGACUCAUUGGGAUACACGCCGGUAAUUUGGACCAUAAAUGGGCCCUCGUUGGUUGCACCUGGUUGCAAUUUAUUAUUGGAGGACCUGUCAUAUUAUCUUGGAUUUUUUUAACUGGUAACAUUGGUGGGCAUUCGAAGAGAACGAUUGCGAAUGGAUUAUGGUUUACUUUUUACGCAGCCGGUAACAUUGUUGGUGCAAAUAUAUUCUAUGCAAGAGAAGCACCAAAAUACAGAAGCGCUAUGAUAGGGUUAAUGACAUGCUACUGCGGUAUGAUGGCAAUCGGUAUCUUGUAUAGACUUAUCUUGAUGAGAAGAAACCUGAACAGAGAUAAGGAACAAGGAGGGUACUCUGAAGAAAUAGCGCAGCAGGCCGUUAUUGACGGGUUUAAAGAUUGCACUGAUUUUGAGAAUAGAGGUUUUAGAUACGCUCUUUAG
Messenger RNA from Priceomyces carsonii, 1554 nucleotides. It is a transcript of the gene DAL7, whose product is annotated as Dal7p. Gene Ontology annotation, biological process: transmembrane transport. Gene Ontology annotation, molecular function: transmembrane transporter activity. The record is from RefSeq and is a predicted model, not a curated record. Lineage: Eukaryota; Fungi; Ascomycota; Pichiomycetes; Serinales; Debaryomycetaceae. The transcript has a single exon. The coding region runs from base 1 to 1554 and encodes 517 amino acids. Gene Ontology annotation, cellular component: membrane.